Molecule: messenger RNA, 2412 nt
Organism: Ipomoea triloba (trilobed morning glory)
Lineage: Eukaryota; Viridiplantae; Streptophyta; Magnoliopsida; Solanales; Convolvulaceae
Product: probable glucan 1,3-beta-glucosidase A
Exons: 10
Coding region: 472-2052 (526 amino acids)
Biological process (GO): establishment or maintenance of cell polarity; actin filament bundle assembly; carbohydrate metabolic process
Cellular component (GO): actin cytoskeleton; cytoplasm
Molecular function (GO): hydrolase activity, hydrolyzing O-glycosyl compounds; actin filament binding
Source: RefSeq, a predicted model, not a curated record
AAAGCAAAGUCCUCUCUUUUUGUCUUUCCUUUUGCUUUCUUGAUUUUUGCUUUCUUGAUUUUUGCUUCUUUAGGUGUAAUGUGACUACAUAUCCCUUUCCCCCCUUCUUACUAGGAAUGUAGUUCUUUUCUUGUUCUGAUUUGUGCCGCAUUUUUUUACUAAUAUUUUCUGUCUGUGUCUGCAUUCUUGAGAUUGCCUCUUUCAUUUAAUAAUGCAAUUUGGAAUUAUAUAUUAUAUAUUCAUUUAUCUGGGCAGAUAUCUGACUGUGUAUUCUUCUUUAUGGGGUUCUUUGUUGAGUUGGUUGAGUUACCAGGAAGGAUUACUGAGAUUCUCUCCUUUCUCUGUCUUCCAAUUUUGGGUUUUUGGAGGGUUUAAAUAGUGUUUUGUCCUUAUUCCUGGUUUUUUUCCUCUUAUACAGAUGCCUUGAUGAGAUUGUGGCUCUGCAUUCUCCAUGGAACUUGUUUUCUGUAAAUGGGUCUGUGCUUUUCUGCUGUGCUGCUCUCUCAUCUUUUCUAUUGGGCACUCAGGUUUGUGGAGGGAUUGCAUGGAGGUUCAAAAGUAAGAGGAGUGAACUUAGGUGGAUGGUUGGUGAUAGAAGGGUGGAUAAAGCCUUCUCUGUUUGAUGAUAUUCCCAAUGGAGACAUGCUUGAUGGCACAGAGGUCCAAUUCAAAUCUGUCACUUUGCAGAAGUAUAUUUCCGCUGAGAAUGGGGGUGGCUCGGGUGUUACUGUGGAUAAAGAUACUCCUUUAUCAUGGGAAACAUUUAGAUUAUGGAGAGAAUCAGAAUCAAUCUUUCAGUUCCGAACAACCCAGGGACAAUUUCUAUCGUGCAAUGAUAACGGAGGCAAUGUGACUGCAACUGUGCAAUCGCCUUCUGAUUCAGAGACGUUUUAUGUCGAAAGGAACUAUAACAAUAGAGUUCACAUCAAACUCAAAAAUGGAGGUUAUUUGCAGGCCUCGAAAGACAACCAGCUCACAACAGACUAUCCAGGGACACCAGGUUGGGACGAUAAUGCUGCAACAUUUCAAAUGACAAUUGCGUCGAAUAAUUAUCAUGGGGAUUACCAGCUUGCUAAUGGAUAUGGCCAUGAUAAGGCAAAAGAAGUUCUUAAAAAGCAUAGGAACAGUUUUAUCACGGUAGACGACUUUGAUUUCCUUCACAGGCAUGGAAUCAAUACAGUUAGGAUACCUGUUGGUUGGUGGAUCGCUUUUGAUCCCAAUCCUCCAGCCCCUUUCAUCGGGGGAAGCUUAGAAGCUCUCGAUAAUGCAUUCACUUGGGCACAAUCCUAUGAUAUAAAGUGCAUUAUUGACCUUCAUGCGGCCCCUGGUUCCCAAAAUUGGAUGGAACAUAGUGCUAAUAGGGACGGCACAACAGACUGGCCUACAUCUCAAGAUUACAUAUCAAAAACCUUGGACGUGAUAGAUUUUCUCGCCCACAGGUAUGCAAAGCAUCCAGCCUUGUUGGGAAUUGAGCUUUUAAACGAGCCAUCUGCUGCAGGGGUCCCGUUGGAUGUCCUGGUGCCGUUUUACAAGCAAGGAUAUGAGAUUGUUCGAAACUAUUCUUCAACCGCUUAUGUCAUUUUUUGCCAAAGAAUUGGAAAUGCAGAUCCGAUUGAACUUUACCAGGCUAACCUAGGCUCGGUAAAUACCGUUGUUGAUUUGCACUACUACAAUCUCUUUGACAGAUACUUUGAUAACCUAACUGCCGAGGAGAAUAUUCAAUUUAUAUAUAAUAGUAGACAACCCCAAGUUCAGGCUUUGAACGGUGCAAAUGGACCACUCGUUUUUAUUGGAGAGUGGGUUAACGAAUGGAACACGACUGGUGCUUCUCAAACCGACUACCAAAACUAUGGACGAGCCCAGUUAGACGUAUUUAAUAGCGCAUCUUUUGGAUGGGCUUACUGGACCAUAAAGAAUGAUAGAAAGCACUGGGAUUUAGAAUGGAGUAUUCAGAAAAACUAUCUUCAACUACAAACAGGUAAAUCAGAAACCAGGAAGAUGCAUUACGUUGCAGCAUUACUCGGGUUGGCGUGCAUUUGGUUCCUCGUUUAAUUGAUGUCAUUGAUAUUGCGGCGUUAGCAGAUUGAGGAAGAGUUAUGUUUUGUUUCUUGCCCGCGUCUCAACCUUCAGAGUUCAGAAUGGUAUAUCUUUUUUGAAGUUGAAGGUGAUGCAGAAAGUAAGGAAAAUAUUUGUGUGUAGAUGCACAGAGGAAUAUGGAUAAUAUCCUGGGAGUGGUAGCAAUGUAAGAGGGAAAUGAGAGACAGACAUUAAUCAUUAAUUCUUUGUGUCGUUUGUGUUGGAAAUGCUCAUAGGCAAUACAGUAGUUAUAUUUUGGUACAUCUGAGGAUUGGUCGGUUGCCUCAUGGGUAAUAAAGCUAAUUGCCUAGAUUUUAGGCACCUUUUGAUAUACAA